CAUAGUAGCAAAGCACAGCAGUGAUUAGGCAAGCAAAAUAUUAUUUUUUCAUUUACAUUCGGAAGUCCCGGAUUAUCGGGGCUUCCCGGGACCUGUCCUUGAAGUAUGGAAAGCCAGCCGGCUGGCAAGACAGGUCGUCUCAAGGCAAAAAAUAAGAAACCACCUGCCAAACCUAAAACCCCUAAGAAGAAGAAAGGCGAUGGACCGACGUGCUCGAUGUUCCUUGCCGAACUCACCAGGAAACUGGCUUACAAGAAGAAGCAAGAGGAAGAAGAAUCAGAACCACCGGAGAACAUCGUGCAUACUAUCAUCGAUACAAUAACCGCUGCUCUACCCAUAACAGUUUCCAAGAAGACGCUAGAAAGAAAAGAUUCUCCAGUGCAAAUCGAAACAUUGCAAAGCUUGGCUCCUGAACUUAUAUCCAGCGAUACUGUGGAAAUUCCCUUACCAAUACCAGAAGAACCCUCAUUAUCUACAUUACAGGAAGAUGACGGAGGAGCAUUCCAAAGUCUGAAGCUACCGAGGAUGCCAGUAGUUGGCAGUGACGUCAUGAAAGCACCGACAAGGAUAAGGGAGCCGGUGGAAAUGCAUGAUAUAGCGGUGAACACUGGGGGAGACCACGAUGUAGCGAGCGAGAUUGCGAAGCACGUUAGCACGUUGAGGAAGAUAUCGCUGAUCGCUGAGGAGUUUAACCAGAAAACAGCCAAAAAUCUAAAAGAAAUCGUAGAUAGUGUACAAGAAGACCUGAUCAAGAAACUGGAAGAGAUACAAGCAGAAGCAAAAGCUCGGGAACGGAUGGAACAAGAAGCAAAAUUAACAGAACACAUGCAAAUAGAAGAAAUAGAUGAACCUGUACAUUGACCGUAGGAAAACCUACUUUUAACGAUCAUCGUACAACCUACUUUAUACCAAAACAUCACUGGCCAUUAAUUGACAGAAGCCCGUCUGGCAGAAAUUUUUAAUUGUCAAGUAAAAUGUAUAGAUUCGUACUACUUUAGAUAAAUUUUUCUGCGUAUAAAUACAAAAGCAACCC
Messenger RNA from Pectinophora gossypiella (pink bollworm), 1033 nucleotides. RefSeq lists its product as uncharacterized. Lineage: Eukaryota; Metazoa; Arthropoda; Insecta; Lepidoptera; Gelechiidae. The transcript has 6 exons. The record is from RefSeq and is a predicted model, not a curated record. The coding region runs from base 106 to 861 and encodes 251 amino acids.